AGGACCCCGGAAGUAUGCGUGACCCGCUCUGUUUCUUCUACAAGCUCUACUGAAGUUGGCACUUUUCCAGCCAAGUAUAAUGAAAUCACAUGUGUUCAUUUCACUGUCAGCAACCUAGGACCUGGAAUUCGACUGCGAAAGUUUCAGCUUGGGUUGAACACUGUAGAUGUUCCUGUGGCAGUGCCGUGUAGUGACCGGCUUAACGUUAGAUGGCAUGUCAGCGUGAGGUGCAGUCUGUAAGGUAGACAAGAAUGCAGUCUUCUGGGCACCGGCUGCGGGAUGUAGAGCAGCACCAUCCUUUGCUGGGUGGCGGGGAGGGGGAGGCGCAGGUGGCAGUAGGCCGCAUAUGGUUCAUCCAGGAUGGCUGCGGCAUGGUCUGUGCCUCCAUGACCUGGUUUCUGGUGAUGUAUGCUGAGUUUGUGGUGAACUUUGUCAUGCUGCUCCCGUCCAAAAGCUUCUGGUACACGCUCAUCAACGGAGUGGCGUUCAACCUCUUGGCUGUGCUGGCCCUGGCGGCACACCUGCGCACCAUGCUGACUGACCCGGGUGCUGUUCCUAAAGGUAAUGCCACUAAGGAGUACAUGGACAGUCUACAGCUGAAACCUGGGGAAGUCAUCUACAAGUGCCCUAAAUGCUGCAGCAUCAAGCCUGAGAGAGCACACCACUGCAGUAUCUGCAAGAGAUGCAUCCGGAAAAUGGAUCAUCACUGUCCUUGGGUGAACAACUGUGUGGGAGAAAACAACCAGCGAUUCUUUGUCCUAUUCACUAUGUAUAUAGCUUCAAUUUCUUUGCAUGCCCUCUGCCUCAGUGGGUUCCACUUCUUUACCUGCGUCAAAGUCCAGUGGAGCGAGUGCAGUGACUUUUCUCCCCCUGUGGCCGUCAUGCUCCUGAUUUUCCUGUGUCUGGAGGCCCUCCUCUUCCUCACCUUCACUGCUGUCAUGUUUGGUACACAGAUUCACUCCAUCUGUAAUGAUGAAACUGAGAUCGAGAGGCUGAAGAACGAGAAGCCAACGUGGGAGAGGCAGGUGCGCUGGGAUGGCAUGAAGGCCGUGUUCGGGGGCCCACCCUCUCUCCUGUGGUUCAACCCUUUCGCUGGACUCCGCUUGCGGCGCCUGCUCAUGGUCCAUGCCCGGAAGGAAGGCUCUGAAUUCUCUGUGUGAGCACAGGAACCAUGUCUUUUUCAGCAUGUCAGUGUGCCACCAUGCCUGUAACACCACAGAAUAGAGGACAAGGCACACCACUCAUAAUGGUGCCGCAGGUAGGGGAGCACGCUGAAGAGAGUGUGCAAUAGAACUGAAGCUGGCCCAGCAGAGCAGAGCAGAGGGGCCAGGACACUACAGUCUGCUUGGUUGACCACUGUACCUCGCCCGAAGACUCAUUCUUACUUUUGCCUGUGUUGGCUGUAUUUGUCUUCAUUAAUUCUUUGUGGGUUUUUCUUCUUUUUUUUUUUUCUUUUUUUUUUAAGGAACUCAUGUCUAUUAUGUUAAGAUAAAAAGCAAAGCUGAAAUGAUGCAUAAACAAAGGUGUUGAGAACAUCAGCUAUAGCCACAGUUUAAUCAAAGGCUAUUGCUUCAGAGCACUCGUAUUCCAAACAGUCUUUCCAAUGAUCAAAUCUUGGUCACUCAAAGAACAUUUCACUGACCAAAUUGAAAUUUGAAUAUCUUAUUUGCCAAGAAAGUUUUCAAGUCCGUCUUAUGUUGUGUUUGCUCUAGUCUAUAGUAAAAUUCAGGUUAUACUGUUGUAGCUCUAGAAUUUAUCACAAUUUAAAUCGUGAGCCAUAAAUGGCAUUAUUUUAGCCCCUUAUAUUGUAAAGACAAUUACUUCUCAAGCCUCAUUUUAAAUAUAAAUGGCACUGAAUAUUUAGACUCAGUAUUUAAACUGUUUAACUAACUGGAAGCUACAUCUGAGAUCAACUUUGCACUUGUUUGGCGUGGAACUAGACACAUCACAUUGAAGUGUGUGCGCAUGUGCGCGCAAGAUGCAGGACCUUUUCCACUUUGCCCACUUGAGUCCAGCCAGCCCUGUCUAAGAGCUCACACCAGACCCCACAAUGGGGGUUUGGUCUGAGCUCAUCCAAGCUUUCUAUUUAGCAUGUAGUUCAAGACUCACUAACCAUCAUAAGAGCUCUGACAGAAUCAUUUCUGAGUACUUGUUGAGACAGAACACAUAUUACACGAGUCCUUAUUUAAGGAAUCCCUUUCUGAUUGCAAUACCGUGACUGCGUCUCAUCCCGUUGUUCAUUUUACGUUUUCACUUCUCUAUAAGAUGAGAGCUUUUACCUCAGUGGCUAAUGGAUUUUAUAAUGACACAUAAACCAUCUCUUAUAAACUUAACAGUUGAUGCAGUAAGUGGAGUAUAUUUAAGAAGGUGUUGAAUUUGAGUUGAUUGACAAUCUGUAUUUUCACAGUUUCCUAACAAAUGAUCCAGGAAUCUGUGUACUGGCAAUAGAAACCUAAAGGCAUAGGUCAAUAAAUGUCCCUAAAUUGCAAAUAAUCUAAAUCAGGUGAGCUGGUUUAAGGUUUUUCCGAUAGUAUUUGCGAUACAAAAUCUAUAGUCUGGAAGGCAUCUGUGCACCAGCAAUCAUCCAGUCACCUGCCUCCUGACGGAGCUCAAUCUUCCUACACUGUUGGUCACUUCAUGGUUGUUGACAGUAUUGAAUUGUAUUGGUUCUUGUAUUAUCGAUCUAGGCUCUGUGUUACUGCUAGCCCUUGAAUCCGAAUCUGGUCCAUAUUUUUGUAAUCACUGAACAUUGGAUCAACUGAUUGGCCAUUGUCUCAUCACUCUUAUCCUGGCAAGCUCUAAGAACUGGUCUACACUGAACAAGAAUUGAGAAUCGGGGCUCCAGAUGGUAAUGCAACUGCCCUGAUCUGACACACCUGGAUCUACUCACUUGGGACCUGCAACGGGGAGCAGAAUUGGGGAAGUUUUCAACUCGUCCUAAAACUGUGCCUAAGAACUGUAGUUGAAAACCUAUAAUAGCAUGGAAAAGUAGAAACUAUGGAUACUGAGUGGGACUGGAAAACACUGAUCUAGCACCUAAGAUUGCCAUUCCAUAUCCAUAGUCAAAUAAAAAAUCUUAACUGUUAACUCUUUAUUUUUGGAUCGUUUAGAUGUCUGUGUGGAAAGGGAAAAUAUGGAAAAGUCCAGCCAACCGGUGUGUAGUCCAUUGUCGAUUAAAUAGUCUUUGUGGAAUAUGGCACAGCAACUUUUUUAUGUUUACAAGAGAGAAUGUUUUGGCUAAUCAUUAUUUUCUGUAACACAAUAAAUGUACAAUGCUGUCAGGGGGCGGGGACAGCUAACUUUCCAACUGCAAUUCUCUACUGGGUUGUAUUAGUUAAACCUGUUUGCAAAACCUGCCUUUUUUAUUAGCAUGUAUGUCACUGAGAAUGUAUAUUGUGCUUUUUACAUCUUUUAAGUAUUGAGGAAGAAGAUGAAAUGUUUUUCUUGAUAAAUGAGACCACCUCUUAUGCUUUCUUCACUACAAAGAGUACUGCCUAACUGCAUUGGUUCUUUGAAAAUAUGGCUUGACCAUCAUUGCCUAGUGUUUCUGUGUGAACUUUGGUAGACAAGUCCCAUUUCUCCAGGAGUGCUUAUUAACUUUAACAGUACAGAUGAAAAGCUAGGGAAAAGCUUUUUGCACCUGAAUGCCCUGCACAAAGAUGUCAAUUGUAGAUGCAAACAGUAGAAUAACACAGCUUUAUAAAUGUGUAGGAUUAGUCAGAUGAUCCAAGUUAAAAUCCCAAUGCCAAGUGUAAUAACUGGUCAAGAUUGUCUAGACUUAUGACACAAAGAGAAUGUUCAAAGCAUUAGUCUUUACAACUGGAAACUAAAAGGUUAUGGUAAAUACAUUGUGAAUAUUGAUUUAUCAAGAUAUUUUCAAUGGUCAUCAAAUAAUUGUUCUUUCAUAUGUAAAGUUUUUUUUUUUGCAUAAUAAAGGUAGGCUCAGAACUAUUAAAACUA
This is a messenger RNA of Electrophorus electricus (electric eel), 3960 nucleotides long. It is a transcript of the gene zdhhc7, whose product is annotated as zDHHC palmitoyltransferase 7. The record is from RefSeq and is a predicted model, not a curated record. Lineage: Eukaryota; Metazoa; Chordata; Actinopteri; Gymnotiformes; Gymnotidae. Gene Ontology annotation, molecular function: palmitoyltransferase activity.